AUGCCAGAAUUCUUUUUUCCAACUCUCUCGGCCACAUGCUACGGUCCAUUUUAUCGUGCAGGAAUCCUCAGCAUGAGAGGACUAAUUGUGUCCGCGGCUUUCGUGAUUCCGUCGAUGAUCCUUGGCGCCUAUCAAUGUUUUGCAUAUCGACACUGGCUCUUGUUGAGGAAUGACAGCUUUUUGAAAUUUAAACCUAUCACUUUUGGAGUUAUAAUUGUGCUUCAUUACAUUAUUUUGAACACAUGGGUCGUCAGCGGAGUUUUGGCAUUUCCGAUAGUUUGUGGGCCGGAGACUGAAAAUCUACAGAACAUUCUUAAGCAAUAUCCAUCAUUUGCUUACCUCGGCACUCUUCAAGACAUUUGCAGUGUUCAUUAUGCUCCUCUUUAUCCACCAUACAUUAUGGUAUCAUCGAUUACAGUACUCGUGUCAGCUAUAUUGGGCAUGGCUGUUUAUCUGAUUCCGACGGCUAUUCUCACGAUUUGGCACUGCUUUCACAUUCUCAACGACAAGAGCUCCUACAUGAGCAAAAAAACAAUCAGUUUACAUCGGAAAUAUCUCUACACAUUGACGCAAGGGAUUUUGGUUCCAAUCACAACGAUCGCCAUUCCUUUGAUCAUAUUGGUAACUAUUGUCGUCGGAGAAGUUUCCGUUUCUCAAGCCUUUCUCAACUUUACCGUUGCGAUCGCCUACACGCACACAAAGCUCUCAUCUUGCAAUAUCAUUUUCACAUCAAAACUCUACAAAAGCUAUUUGCUUCGUUUGAUUUUUAGAAUUUUGAGACGGAAAAUUCCCGUCAAUUUGAUUGUGCCGAGUCAAUUUACAAAGAGCAAUUUCGAGCGGACGAUCAUGCCAGAGAUGUCACGGGUCAAA
Molecule: messenger RNA, 870 nt
Organism: Mesorhabditis belari
Lineage: Eukaryota; Metazoa; Nematoda; Chromadorea; Rhabditida; Rhabditidae
Source: the annotation of a GenBank genome assembly